Cygnus atratus (black swan) is the source of this 3427-nucleotide messenger RNA. It is a transcript of the gene NOL4L, whose product is annotated as nucleolar protein 4 like. NCBI's taxonomy places the organism in Eukaryota, Metazoa, Chordata, Aves, Anseriformes, Anatidae. The coding region runs from base 1 to 2004 and encodes 667 amino acids. The record is from RefSeq and is a predicted model, not a curated record. The transcript has 11 exons.
AUGCCGAAGCCGCCGCUGCUGCUGCGGGGGAGCCGCCCCGGGGACAGCGAGCUGGGGCGGCAGUUCCGGGACUGGUGCCUGCGCACCUACGGGGACUCGGCCAAAACCAAGACGGUGACCCGGAGCAAGUACCAGCGCAUCGCCGAGGUGCUGCAGGGGGGAUCCGGCUCCGGCGGCGGCUCCGGCGGGGGGGAGAAAGGCAAGUUCCAGUUCUGGGUCCGGUCCAAGGGCUUCCGCCUGGGAAACGGCACCAGGGAGGCGACGAAGAUGGGUCAAGUGGUGGUUUAUGUGCCGGUGAAAACGGGAACGGGGGCAGAUGGACUGUCGGAGCCCGAGGGCAUCUCUCUGAAACGCGUGGCCGUGGUGGAAGAUUUCUUUGACAUCAUAUACUCCAUGCAUGUGGAGAGCUCGUCGGAGCCGGGCAAAGCACCCAAACAUGCCGGGCAGAAGAAAACCUACCGAGCGAUUGCAGAGACCUAUGCCUUUCUCCCAAGAGAAGCUGUGACCAGGUUCCUGAUGAGCUGCACCGAGUGCCAGAAGAGGAUGCAUUUCAACUCCAACGGACUGGAGCCCAAAGAGAGCGAACCACCUUCCUCUUUGGUUUCUGGGAUCAUUGACUACAACAUGCCUCUCACCUCUACUUAUCUGAAGCAAAUGAAGCUGCGGGUGAUGAAUUCGCAGGAACAGGAUGAGACAUCGGUGAGCAGCGAGGACUUUGAUAUGAACGACUCCACAUGGAUCUCAGCUGACCAGCACCUGAACUCCAGCCUGAGCCCCAGCCAGGACGAGAGCAUGCGCAGCCCGCAGAACCUGCACGGCCAGGAGGACGAUGACUCCUCAUCAGAGAGCUGCAGCGGGAAUGGCUCCUCCACCCUGAACCCCUCCACCUCCAGCAGCACGCAGGGCGACAGCGCCUUCCCCGAAAUGAACGGCAAUGGCACCGCGGCCCCCAUGGACUUCACCGCCUCCGCCGACGACCAGCCCAUCAACCUCUGCGACAAGCUGACGCCUGCCCACGUCACCCCCUCCUACCAGUCGGACAGCUGCAGCACCGACGGGCUGCGCAGCAGGGUCAAGUACGCGGUGAAGACCACGGCAGAGUCCCCUCCGUACAGCUCCGGCAGCUACGACUCCAUCAAGACCGAAGUCAGCGGCUGCCCCGAGGACCUGACCGUCGGCAGGGCCCCCACGGCCGAUGAAGAUGACGACGACCACGAUGACCACGAGGACAACGAUAAGAUAAAUGACUCGGAAGGGAUGGACCCGGAGAGGCUAAAGGCCUUCAACAUGUUCGUGCGCCUUUUCGUGGACGAGAACCUGGACCGGAUGGUUCCCAUCUCCAAGCAGCCCAAAGAGAAGAUCCAGGCCAUCAUCGAGUCCUGCAGCCGGCAGUUCCCAGAGUUCCAGGAGCGGGCUCGCAAGCGCAUCCGCACGUACCUCAAGUCCUGCCGCCGCAUGAAGAAGAACGGCAUGGAGAUGACCAGGCCCACGCCGCCGCACCUGACCUCAGCCAUGGCCGAGAACAUCCUGGCCGCCGCCUGUGAGAGCGAGACGCGGAAAGCAGCCAAGAGGAUGAGGCUGGAGAUCUACCAGACCUCCCAGGAUGAGCCGAUCGCUCUAGACAAGCAGCACUCCAGAGACUCCACAGCCAUCACCCACUCCUCCUAUUCACUGCCAGCCUCGUCCUACUCCCAAGACCCCGUCUACAUCAAUGGAAGCCUGAACUACAGCUACCGUGGCUACGGGUCCCUGGGAGGCAGCCUGCAGCCACCCGCGCCGCUCCAGACAGGGAACCACAGUAACGGUCCGACUGAUCUCAGCAUGAAAGGGGGAGCCUCCAGCACGGCCCCGUCCAACAGCACCAGCAGGGGAAUGCAGGCUGCCCAGCUCAGCCCCACGGAGAUCAGCGCGGUGCGGCAGCUGAUCGCCGGCUACCGGGAGUCUGCGGCGUUUCUGCUCCGAUCUGCAGAUGAACUGGAAAACCUCAUUUUACAGCAGAACUGACUCCUCGUGUCUGCAUCGCUCCUCUGUCAAGAAGACAAUUUAUACCUGCUAGAAAGAGGCUCCCAGCAGUGUCCUGCUCAGGACCACCAUCGUCCUCCCGUGAAGCAGUGGGUACAUGUAGUUUUAGAAGGUGGAAUCCAAAAGACCUGUUUUCUUUUACACUCCAAGCACCUGGGACUUCAGGCACAAGGACACAUUUUUGAACCGUACCACCACACGUGCGUCCAGCUGACCAGAAGCCAAACCUGCGGCUUGGAAGGAUGUGGGACUUUCAAGGGCAGAAGGGAGCCUGGGGAGGUUUGGGGCUGCAGAUGUAUUUAGAAUAACCUUUGUGGACCCAAAUGUUAGAAUCCCGUCCCCAGAUAAUUUCCAAGUCUUAGGUGAGCUGAAUCACAUAUUUAUUGAGAAAUGGACCCUCCUCUCCCCUUAGUAAUUUAUUUUUCUGAAAAUGGAUUCUUUUGAGUUUGUACAGAUUGCCAGUUUUUUGUCUGUCUGAUCAGAAGGAAUUUAUUCCUGUGAAAUAACACAUUCCAUAUCACUACACUACUAAUUUCCAGGCAGCUAUGCCUGUUUCUCUGGGGAGCCCUUGUCCCACAGGGUGCGAGUUUGCCAUCCAGCCCUCGCGCUUGUAGGUUGCUCAGCCCCCGGUAAGCGCAGGUGGAAGCUGACCAACGGAGGGAGCGUCCUGCUUAGACCUUUGCGCUAAGCAGCCCCGUGUAGCAGCAGCAGUGGGGGCUCAAUCUCCUGCAGAGACUCGGCAAGCUCAGCAGACCGGCUAGAAGGACGUCUCGCGCUCUUUUAAGUCAUUGCAGAUCAGAGAAGGAAGGAAGGAAGCACCUGAGAAACACUGUCUCGCGUUCACCAUCUGUAUUCUACCUCACACUCCAUUGUGGGCUUUUUCCAGGACUCCCGAGCUGGCUCUGUGACUGUAAGCGUGGCAGACAAGCGGACAGGACAGCACGGAGGAGCCCGGGACCAAACCAGCAGCCAAGGACCGACGGCGCCGCGCUCCGUCCCGCCGGGGUGCCGCCGCUGGCCCAGCGUGCGCUGACCACGCUCGCGCCGCGCUCCUCGGCGAGGGAGGCUGUGCUCAAAAGUCUGUGUGAAACCGACACUGGGGGUUGCAACAAGAGAAUAAACUAUUUAGAAACCACGCACGGGUGUAAUAAAGGCUAGCGCGGCCUCUCUGCGUGAAAGCAAGCUCCGCCAGCGAGCGGCUCGCUCCUUCCCAGAAGACGUUCGGGCACCGCUCAGCAGCAGACCUGACAAAAAAGCUCUCCAGGGCCCAGGAUCCUCCCCCCUCCCUGGCCACAGUCCUGGAACAAGCCCACAAUUCCCAAAGUGUGGAAAAAAAAAACAAAAAAAAACAUAGUCUGGUUACCAUUCUGCCCCAUUACCGUCCCUCUCCCCCAAUAAUGCACUU